Molecule: messenger RNA, 1227 nt
Organism: Drosophila sechellia
Lineage: Eukaryota; Metazoa; Arthropoda; Insecta; Diptera; Drosophilidae
Exons: 1
Coding region: 154-726 (190 amino acids)
Source: RefSeq, a predicted model, not a curated record
AUUUUUUAGUCCGUUCAGUUGGUGCAACACGGGCCUAGAACGCGCUGUUUUUUCGCUCCACUCUCGACCAAAUAAUAAACUUUAUUUAUUUUUUAUUCGAGUGCUUAUACUACCAGUGAUCCUUGUGUAAAAUGAGCUAACAACUGCCGGAAAAUGCACACUUUGGGCCUUGUAAUUCUGAGCCUUUUAGGCCUGGUCGAGAGUUAUGACCAUCAGCCGCUACUGAGAAAUAUCAUCAAAGUGCGAGCCAGCGGCUUUAUGCCCUUCGAAUCGGAUUUACUACUGCCAUUGAAUAUCCUGCGGCAGUUGCAGUCCCACGAUCGAUCAUCGCGUUACAUUGGCCAGAGGCCAAAGCCCAUAGUGAGGCCAAAGGUCAAGCAACAAAUCAGAUUGGAGAGAGCGCAUCCUUUGCGGGAGGCCAAAGGUGUUCAGCUCUACAACUUGAUCGAUGACGAUGGUGAACUACUGCUGAAUCUCAAGGUUCACAACGAUCAGAAGGGGACGGCACCGGCAAAUUAUCAGGAGGAGAAAUACCAAAGCAGAUACCAGAGCUACGAUUCACCAUGGAUGCCCUCGAAAUGGAGACCCACCAGCGAAUUUCCGCUGGGUGUGACCUCCUCAUCGCCACGCCCACUGCCCCUGCAUCAGUAUCUUGGCCAAAACACGAAUCGCAUCGAUCAAAAUACGGCGAAAAGGAGGCGGCAGGAUAUAUGGCCACACAAAUAAUAACUAAAUUAUAUAAUAUUUUCAUAUUUACCAUAACUCAUAUUAAUUGUUUAUCCUUAAACAUCACAGCACCCAGAGCACAUUCACAUUUAUGGACCUCAUUUUAAGCAAAAUCUCAAUGAUAUUCAUUUGAAUUUUUGAUAAAAAAAUAAAUAAUGAUCCUUAAAUAUUUUCUAAUAUUUUAAAACAAAUUAUAUUAAAGCCAAAUGAUGGAAUACUAGUUCUAAAAAAGCAUAAGAUAAUUGAAAAUAGAAAAAAAAAAGUUAUAAUUUAUUUUCUUUCUACAAUAAUAUCAAAAGAACUAAAAAAACUAAAAAACUAACCUCGAGCUUAAAAUUAAGCCACAUCGUUCAAAAUAAUCCACAAGAUACAAAAUGUACUACACACAUACAAAAUAAUCCAUAAGACACAAGAACACGCUACAAUAUAAUCCAUCAGACACGAAAUACGUUUCGAAACAUAAAAAUAAACGUUAAGAUACACAUAAAUAUAUCCAUUAGA